Podospora pseudocomata is the source of this 1311-nucleotide messenger RNA. RefSeq lists its product as uncharacterized. The record is from RefSeq and is a predicted model, not a curated record. Lineage: Eukaryota; Fungi; Ascomycota; Sordariomycetes; Sordariales; Podosporaceae. The coding region runs from base 1 to 1311 and encodes 436 amino acids. The transcript is spliced from 2 exons.
AUGAACAAAACAAACUCCUCCCCAUCAUCCCCCUCCCAAACUCGGCGGGGCGCCUUUGAAAAGUUCCGCCAGAAGAUCAGGCGCUCGAAAUCUGUCUCCUUUCCUGCUACAGAGCCGGAAAGUGAGCAGCAUCACGCAGCAGACGGGAGGGAACGGCGGCGGGCUAAUCGGGAUCGGCUGGAGGAGCCGGCGCAGGGGGCGAGUCCGCUGUUUAAACGGUGGGGGUGUGGAAGGAGGCCGAGUCUGGAUUUGAUUGCUGUUGCGGGCAUGAUGAUUGCUGCUGGGGAGCUGGACAGGCUUUCUUUGAGGGCGGACGAUGUGGAGAGGGUGAGGAGGGGGAGGGAGGGGGUGGGUUUGGUGAGUGAUGGUGGGCAGAUGUCUCCUCCCGGGUCGGGGGAUGGGAAUGGGAGUGGCGGCGGUGUAGUGGUAGUACCACCCAAUACACCAAAUACCGCUGUUGGGUCACCAGCUAGUCCGGUGAGUCCUGGCGGUGGGAUGGGGGAUAGUAGUAUCAUGGGGCGACAGUUGGGGUCUGCACUUUCGGCGGAGAGAAAAGAGGGGGGUUUUGCCCCGUUUCCGCCGGCGAAUACACCUGUUUUUGGGGGGAGCGGUGCGGUGACGCCCAGCAGCAGGUCGGGGUCGGGGUUGGGGUUGGGUGGUGGAAAGCAGAGAGCGGCUAGACCGAGCAAGCUGUCGGAGGUUCGGAGAUUUGAGGAGGUGGUGAGAAGGCUGUCGGUUUCUGACUCUGCGGUUUCGCCGGGGGCGAGGGAGACGGAGGAAGAGCCGGUUUAUAGGCUUGAGUCGUUUCCUGAGUUUCCUGAUGGUGGGGAUCACAGCGAGGACCGGUAUGAGAGCGGUGAGUCUACGCCUAGGUAUAAACCGGGAGAGCAUUAUUUUGUGGAGGGGGGGUUACAGUCUGGUGCUGGGGUGGGUGGAAGUGGAUUGAAAUUGAGGGGGCAUGGGGAUUGUGAGGAGGUUGAGGGGGAGCAUAAAGGGGAAGAGACACAUGCUAGGCCUGAUAUUUGGAGGUCUGAGGAUGGGGUUGGGUCGGGGGAGGGGUGGGUUUCUUCUACUAGGGAUUCCAAGGGGUCGAGGUUGUCGUUUGCGACUUCGGAGGAGAGGAGGAGGAGUUGGUUGGAUGUUGCUAGACGGGCGACGAAGGGGAGGUGGGAUCACGAGCUGGAGGAGUGUAGGGGGCUGACGGAGGAAGAGGAGGGGGAUGGGAAGGAGGGGCUUGUGAUGAAGAGGAAGCAUACUAUGGCUGACAUUGUGGAACUGUUGAGGUCGGGGAAGGGGGUGCAGAAGGAGUGA